AGGGAUUGUCAUUGGUUAAAAGCGCACACUUCCUGGUUGGCUCUGCGUGUUGUUGUUCAUUUAUUCGGCUAAAUUUCCUUUUCUAAACCCACCAAAACUGAAAGUACGGAUAAAUUGGGCAACAUCUCUCUUUACAGACUCCAUCCAGUCGUUAGCAUACGGACAGGUGGGGGUCUUAGCGGGCCGUUGAAACCGAGAGGGCGGCAGAGAGAGUGGAGCCGAUCCGCGAACCUCCGCACCGCAGCUACCCGGACAGCAGAGCGCUUUAGCCGGGGACAGGGUAGCAGCGAUCGGUGAAGCAGUAACACUACUCCUACUUCAUCUGGACGUUAAAUAAAAGAACCAUCUGUAACUUUGUGGACAGAUUGGAGCAGAGUGAGCAUGAGGUUGGAUUGGCUGUAGGAUGAAGAGUCCCGCCCACCGCACACGGGACAUUGAGCGUCAGCCUGGCUACCUGGGCCCCGAGCACUGCACCCCUCCCCCUCCCCGCACCUCCUCCGACACCAUGUGGUUCAUUCGGGAUGGGUGCGGUAUCGUGUGUGGGAUCAUUACCUGGUUCCUGGUUUUCUACGCCGAGUUCGUGGUGGUUUUCGUGAUGCUGCUCCCAGUGAAAAACGUGGCCUAUAGUCUCUUCAAUGGAGUCCUGUUUAACGGACUGGCUUUCCUCGCCUUAGCCUCGCAUGCCAGGGCCAUGUGCACAGACCCGGGCGCUGUGCCGAAGGGGAACGCCACCAAAGAGUUUAUCGAGAGUCUGCAGCUCAAACCGGGGCAGGUGGUUUACAAGUGCCCCAAGUGCUGCAGCAUCAAACCAGACCGGGCUCACCACUGCAGUGUUUGCAAGCGCUGCAUUAAAAAGAUGGACCAUCACUGUCCCUGGGUGAACAACUGUGUGGGAGAAAACAACCAGAAAUACUUUGUGCUUUUCACUAUGUACAUUGCACUGAUCUCCUUCCACGCUCUCAUUAUGGCGGCCUUCCAUUUUGUUUUCUGUUUUGAGCAGGACUGGGCAAAGUGCAGUAACUUCUCUCCUCCGGCCACUGUGAUCCUGUUGAUCCUUCUGUGCUUUGAGGGGCUCCUCUUCCUCAUUUUCACUGCUGUGAUGUUUGGGACUCAGGUCCACUCCAUUUGCUCUGAUGAGACCGGGAUCGAGCAGUUGAAGAAAGAGGAGAGAAGAUGGGCCAAAAAGUCCAAAUGGAUGAACAUGAAGGUAGUUUUCGGACACCCAUUUUCACUGGCCUGGCUCAGUCCCUUUGCCACUCCAGACCACGGCAAAGCAGAUGUCUACCAGUACAUCGUGUGAGGAAAGAUAAAAAAUAUGAACUCCUAAACUGCUCUUUAUAUUUUCUUUACGGAUGUAUCUUGGUGUUAUACUGUAAACUUUAUUGAAAUUAUGUUUUUUCAAGUGUCACGUUUUCUUUUUAUUAUUCUUGUUGGGUGCUGAUUGAGAUUUGGGAAGUAUGGGUGCUUCUCAAACUUUAAAAUACUCUGGAAAUUAUUAAAGGCCCUAUAUUACGCAGAAUGGACUCUUGUCAACUGUAAAACAUGCUAUAAUGCUGCUACCUCUUCAAAAACAUACCUGGAGCUUUGUUUUGUUUCAUUCACAGAUAAUAAUUCACAGUUUAAUAAUCCUUUAUUUUUAGUCUGUCUGCAUCUCCAAAGAGAAGAACUCGGCCUAAAGUAGGCCUAAAGUAGUAAGUAGGAUUUGAGUGUGAAUGAAUGUGUGAAUGAAACAAAACACAACUCCAGGUAUGUUUUCUGAUAAGGAAACAACAGUAUAAUAUCAGAAAAUGGUGUAAUAUGGGCCCUUUAAGUAAGCUUUUCAGUUCAAUUCAAAUCACAAGUCAAAUUCAAAUAAUAUUACAUUUUAUAUAUAUAUAUAUAUAUAUAUAUAUAUAUAUAUAUAUAUAUAUAUAUAUAUAUAUAUAUAUAUAUAUAUAUAUAUAUAGCUAUAUAGCUAUAUAGCUUUUGCACACUUUAGUAUUUGUUAAUUAUGAUCAUUUCAUAAUCAAAAAUACCUAUAUAACAUAAAGAAACGGGUAAGCCACAUAAAACAUAGCUACAUAAAUAAAUAAUAUAAAUGGUAUGUAUGACAUUUCCCUAUAUGCUUAAAACAAUGUAAUUCUUUUCCAUUGUAUUUUAAUUUCUUCAGAUGCACCUGUUUAGCUGUUUUACUCACAUACAUUUUCAUAUUACAACUUCACAACUCUGACAAAUCCAAUAAUAUCAAGCACUUAAAAUCAGUAAAAGCAACAAAAGUGACUGAAGUUAUCGCCAAAACGUCAAACCAUUUCUACAAUCCUCGACGAAUAAUGUGAAAAGAAUGUCGUUGCCCAAAAGCACCAGGUCUUAGUUGAACCUGUGCCUGGCUUUUGUCUUCCUUUUUUUUACUGUAAUCAUUUGCCGCUCGCUGAAUAUUUAGUAGUAUUUCCGUCGAAUGCUGGAAAAAAAAAUGCCUUAGAUUUUAGAGAUUUUGGUCAUUGUUGCCUUAAUGUGACAGUCAGGAACAGACUGGAUUAUUCUGGGUAAUAAUAAUAAUAAUAAUAAUAAUAAUAAUAAUAAUAAUGGAACAUCUGAUCAUUUUAAUGGUUUAUAUUGUUCACUUUUGACCUGGCAUUUGAACAUACCUUGAACAUAAAGAUGCACUGUGUAACAUUUCUAGUGGUGGUUCUGCUACCUGCUACCAUAGAGAUGUUACUGCUUUGAUUUGAUUAUUCCACAGUAUGGAAAUAAAGUUGGUUAUCACAAGUUCAUGGUCAGAUCUAUCGAGAAGCAAGCCCAUACAUGGCAAGAAUUCUUGUUUUUCAAAGUAUUUUUGAGCUAUAAAACACUUGUAACUGAAUAAACGCAAGGCAGAUAUGUUUAAUGCCAUACUGUGGAACAUUCCAUGCAAAGAAGAGACAGAAAUGUAGCGGACCCUCAACUUUUUAAAUUGCAUAGUGCAUCUUUAAAGAUAUCUGGACAUUAAAGGAUGGAGAAAUAUUUGAAAUUAGCCCAUAUUCAUUUAUUUAUUUACAUUACACAAUUAAAUUAUACAAACAGAUUUAUACUUAUCUUUCUCCAUGGAAACGAGGAAUGGAACAUUUCAGAAUUAUCCCCCAAAAAACUACUCUUGAUGUACAAUACUAUUAAAAAAAUAUGAUCUGCAACACUCCAAACCCCCCAAAAUGAUUGUUCCAACUAUAAUGUAUGGAACUGUAUUAUGAUUAACCAGAACAAUUGUAUUACUUUCUUUACUAUGCUUCUGUUAAAGUUGCAUUGUGUAACUUUUCUAGUGGAGAAUCCGUCAAAUGCUUUUCUCCGUGACGAUGUUAUUGCUUUGUCUGGAAUGUUUCACAGUUUGGCAUUAAACCUUUCUAUCUUCAUGGAGACCAAUCUGAUCUGUGGAGAGGUGACCCCGCUCACACUCAGAAUGCAGGUAUUUUUGAGCUAUAAAACCACUUGUGACUGAAACGUAAUGUAAAGUAGAGCUGUUUAAUGACAUACUGUGGAACAUUCAAGGUAGAGCACUGAGAUAUCCACAGAAACAAGCAGGUGAUGGAACCCCAAACAAAACGUUACAUAGAGCACCUUUAAGUUGUAAAUGCCAGGUUUAAAGUGUUUCUUCCUUAUUGGUUGACGUUACAUCUGUGCUCCUCUGACUUGAUUGCGUGACAAAAAUAAACACUAUUAGCAGAGCCAUCACUGUGAAGGCCACCUGGAAGAAACAAAACACUAGACGCACCAUAAAACUGACUUUGUUGUUUGAUUUUGCAUCACCAGCUCUGAUCAAAACAUCAGGCAAAGAAGCAAUAUAGUCUACAGCAGCUGUGAGUGAGCAGCAACCGAGUGUCUCUUAUUUUCUGUUCAGAUUUGUGCCCAACAAGGAAACGAAAAUGACCAUUCAGGUGUAACUUUACUGAAAGAUGAACUGAAUAACGGAUAUCUUCAAUACCUGAGAGUGGUCAAGUUUUUCUCUUGUUUUUUUCUCUUAGAUAAAAUGUCAGGAAAAAUGUCAAAGAAGAGGAUAUGAGGGACUGUGAGAUCUGGUUAGACUUGGGUUAGUCCUGAUUCAGAUGUGGUUUAGUGCUGGUUCAGACCUGGUUUAGACCUGAUUUAGUCCUGGUUCUGUUUGAUUCCCGGUUUAGUUCAGGUUUAGUCUUGGUCUAGUUCCAGGUUUAGUCCUGGCCUAGACCUGGUUUAGAUCGGAUUUAGUCCUGAGGAAUUAGACCUGGUUUAGUCCUAAUUUAGUCCUGGUUCAGACCUGGUUUAGACCUGAUUUAGUCCUGAUGGGUUAGACCGGGUUCUCUACAAGUCUCCCGUUUUAGUCAAGCUUUAGUCCUUGUCUAGUUCCAGAUUUAGUCCCAGGUUAUAAUCAUUUUCGAUGUAGUGCUUGUACAAGUGUGAAUCCACCCUUAGCCAGGACAAAUGAAAUGGGACUAAACCGAGACUAAACCAGGUCCCACCCAGGAGGAUGAAACCAGGACUGCACCAGGACUAAACCAAGACUAGAAUAGACUAAAACGGGACUAGAACAUGGUCAAACCAAGUCAACAUUAGGACUCAAAUAAUCUAGGACCAAACAAAGUGUGAACACAGGGUGUCCUGUUUUAGUCCAAAUGGGAUAGGUCUGGUUUUGUCCUGGUUUAGUCCAGAAUGGUGAGACUUGGUUUGGUCUGCUUUGGCAAUGGUCAGUAUUAGGAAUGAGUCAGAAUGUGAUAUCUUAUAGUUAUGUUUAAUAUUGCAUUAUUAGUAUAGUUUUUGACACAGUAAAUUCACUUAAAUUUAAAUGUGUCAAAAUAAAAUCUUCAUACAGGUUAAACCAAGACCAAAUCUCAAUAAUUUUGCGAUACGCUGUGCAACCCUCGUUAAUAUUUAUCAAAUGUGGUCCAAGGAAAAAAACUGUGACCAGCCAAUAAGCCGAUAGUUAUUUUAUGUUUGAUUAGUAACAAUAGAAAAACACAUUACAUUUGUCUGAAUUGCCUUUCCUUGUGUCUUGACGAGCCUUAGUUACAAAAGACAUGUUAAAUUUGUUGACAUCUGUUGCCAAAUUAGCUUAAAGGUGCAUUGUGUAACUUUUAUGGUGGGGGAUCUGUCAAAUGCUUUUCUUCAUUGAGAUGUUAUUGCUUUAUCUCAAAUGCUUCUCAGUGUGGUAUUAAGCUUUUCUAUCUUCAUGGAAACCAAACGCACUCACACUCAGAAAGCCUGUUUUUCUAGGUAUUUUUUUAGCUAUAAAACCAACUGAAUAAAAGUAAUGUAGAGCUGUUUAAUGCCAUACUGUGGAACAUUCAAGGCAGAGUAUUUACAUAUGCAUAGAAACAAACAGGUGAUGAUAACCAAAAACUUUCAUGGUGCAUCUUUAAACACAGGUGUCAACAAACAGAAAGAGAGGUAGGCUUUUAAAAUGAGUUUUAAAUGCUGGAAUACAGUUUACACAUAAAACACACCAGCUUUGUUUUUCUCUUAAGUAUGUGUGUAAGUGGUCAUAUGUGGACUGUUUGUGCUGACUGGCCACAAAUGUUGCUUUUGUUGUCAUUGUUUGAAUGGGGAAUAAAAUAUAUAUGUGAAGCAGA
Molecule: messenger RNA, 5549 nt
Organism: Boleophthalmus pectinirostris (great blue-spotted mudskipper)
Lineage: Eukaryota; Metazoa; Chordata; Actinopteri; Gobiiformes; Gobiidae
Gene: zdhhc3b
Product: zinc finger DHHC-type palmitoyltransferase 3b
Exons: 7
Coding region: 404-1300 (298 amino acids)
Biological process (GO): peptidyl-L-cysteine S-palmitoylation; protein targeting to membrane
Cellular component (GO): endoplasmic reticulum; Golgi apparatus
Molecular function (GO): protein-cysteine S-palmitoyltransferase activity
Source: RefSeq, a predicted model, not a curated record